Molecule: messenger RNA, 609 nt
Organism: Racocetra persica
Lineage: Eukaryota; Fungi; Glomeromycota; Glomeromycetes; Diversisporales; Gigasporaceae
Source: the annotation of a GenBank genome assembly
AUGAAGCCAUUACAGGAUAUGAAACCUGUCAUACCGGGAAUAAUCCAAGAAGAAUGUAAUGAGUUGGUGGAAAUUUUUAGCAUUGAGAUUUUAGAUGAAUUACCACAAAAGCUCUCCCAAAACAAAACUUGGAAGGAACUGGAAGAAGUUCUAGUAGAGAUUACCAAAGGAAUACUUAAUACCCUUGGUAAUGUGUGGAGGAACCCAGCUUUUUGUCCUAAAUUCGAAAACGCACAAAGUGAAGGAAUCUACGUGACAGAUGUUGUAGUUCCUUUACUUCAGGCUACAUUGAAAGAGCUCCCAGUUAGAAAAAUCACCUUGCUUAGCACUGCAGAGCGACAAAGUGUAGUUAGCGCUGACAGAAAAGGAGAUGGAAAACAGGUCUGCACUAAGAUCAAAGAAGAGAAUGAUGAUGCGAAGCUCUGGAGGGAAAUGAAUGACGGAAUGACCUGGGUUCACAAAGGAUGCAAACCCGAUAAAAAUGAGUUUGGAAUUCUUGGAAUUCACAUUGCUGGAAAAAUAAUGCACCUGAACGUUCUAAUUAAGGAUACAGAUGAAAUUGUUAACAUUUCUAUGUUGUUGAAUGCGCCAAAAACUAAAUCAGAAUGA